Messenger RNA from Knipowitschia caucasica, 948 nucleotides. The record is from the annotation of a GenBank genome assembly. NCBI's taxonomy places the organism in Eukaryota, Metazoa, Chordata, Actinopteri, Gobiiformes, Gobiidae.
AUGCCCUGCCUUGGAGCACUCCAUCUACCCGCCUUGGAGCGCUCUGCCUACUCACCUCAGAGCUUCCUGCUUCCCCUGUCAAUAUUUCCCAUGCGGCAUCUUUGGAGCGCUCUAUCUACCCGCCUUGGAGCGCAUGAACUACCCGCCUUGGAGUGCUCCAUUUACCCGCCUUGGAGUGCAUCAUCUACCCGCCUUGGAGUGCUCCAUUUACUCGCCUUGGAGCACUCCAUCUAUCCGCCUUGGAGCGCUCUAUCUACCCGCCUUGGAGCGCAUCAUCUACCCGCCUUGGAGCGCUCUAUCUACCCGCCAUGGAACGCUCUAUACCCGACUUGGAGCGCACCAUUUACUCGCCUUGGAGCGCUCUAUACCCGCCUUGGAGCACUCCAUCUAUCCGCCUUGAAGCGCUCCAUUUAUCCGCCUUGGAGCACUCUAUACCCUCCUUGGAGCGCUCCAUUUACCCGCCUUGGAGCGCUCGCUCUACCCACCAUGGAACGCUCUAUACCCUCCUUGGAGCGCUCCAUUUACCCGCCUUGGAGCGCUUGCUCUACCCACCAUGGAACGCUCUAUACCCGCCUUGGAGCACUCUAUCUACCCGCCUUGGAGCGCUCUAUACCCGCCUUGGAGCACUCCAUCUACCUGCCUUGGAGGGCUCCAUCUACCCGCCUUGGAGGGCUCCAUCUACCCGCCUUGGAGCACCCCAUCUACCCGCCUUGGAGGGCUCCAUCUACCCGCCUUGGAGUGCUCUAUCUGCCUGCCUUGGAGCGCUCUCCCCAUUCACCGCAGAGCUUCCUACUUCCCCUGUCGAUAGUUCCCAUGCGGCAUCCUCGGAGCUCGCCUCUACAUCAUCACGGCCCUGUCCUCAGCCUCAGCCUCAGCCUCAGCCGUCCUAACCCUCCGUCUCUUUCCUCCCUGUCCUGUAGUCCCCCCGCCAUGUGUAGUCCAUGUUGA